GAUGGAGCAGAGAGUCUAGCGGAUGGGAGUAAAACUUCACGAAAAGAGGGGAUUUAUAUUAUAGCGGUCGCGCGCGGGAAGGCGGCCAGAAGCGCGAGGCGCCAACGUUUCAACGGACAAGCCACGGUCAUGGCGUGUCGGAGUCCCUGCCAGUGUCAGUUUGAAUCUUACUCACUCAAUUUAUCAGCAUCUGUGACCGUCGACUAUUAGCUGCAUUUCUCCACGAAAGGAUAGAUUUACAACUCUACAACGUGGUUGGCUUCAAAAGCCGUGGGAAUUUACAACUGAAAUGGGGUUUUGUUCACCACUAGGGAAGCCGACCGAGUUUCAAGGGAAUCUCUCAGUACGGUGCGCGGAGCACUUUCGUCCAUCCUCCUGCCUGGAGCGGUAGUCUCUUUCGGGCGGCACGGUUUCGUCAGCUACCAUACUCUCUUUAUCGAAGAUAGCGUUGCGGCACUUUAAUUACCUCAUUUUCUCUGCCAUUUUAUUAUGACCGACAUGCCAUCGAAAAAGCAAUACGAUUUAGUGUCGGAUGACGGCUAUGACAGCCGCAUACCCCUUCACAACGAGGAAGCUUUCGCCCAUGGAAUACAAUUCGGAGCCAAGUACAUCGGAACUUUAGAUGUACCCCGUCCAAGCAGUCGUGUUGAAAUAGUGGCGGCCAUGAGAAGAAUUCGGUAUGAAUUCAAGGCCAAGGCCAUCAAAAAGAAGAAGGUGACCUUGACUGUGUCAGUGGACGGGGUCAAGGUCGUGAUGAGGAAAAAGAAAAAGAAGUCACAGUGGCACUGGGACGAGAACAGGUUAUUAGUGAUGCAUCAUCCAAUCUACAGAAUAUUCUAUGUUUCCCAUGACUCUCAAGACUUGAAGAUCUGGAGCUACAUCGCCAGGGACGGCUCUACAAAUGUGUUCAAAUGCAACGUCUUCAAGGCUUACAAAAAGAAUCAGGCAAUGAGGAUCGUCAGAACCAUAGGACAGGCUUUCGAGGUUUGUCACAAGCUGAGCGUUCAAAACGCUGUGAACAGCAGCGAAAACGCGGAUGAUGACGGCAGCGACCAAUCAGAUGAGACUGACCAGAAAACCAAGAGUAAAGAAGUUUCAGAGAAGGAUAGCAAGGGGGAGAACUCUGUUGGAAGUCCUGCCAGCCAGAAAUCCAGUAUACCACCCACUGAAUUAGCAUUGAAACAAGCUCAACAACUGCUCCAGUCCAUGGAGCGAAAGCUCCGCUGUCCUGGGAGGAGAGACAAUAACUUCUCCCUUGGGGUCACCUGUAUUGCUAGGCGACUACGCACCCAAUCCGGAGCUACCCUCAGUUCUCAUCACCAAAUGCAGUUACUACGGCAACAGUUAGAACAACAACAACAGCAGACACAAGUGGCUAUUGCUCAGGUUCACCUGUUGAAGGAUCAGUUGGCAGCCGAGACAGCAGCGAGGAUUGAAGCACAGGCACGCGCGCAUCAGUUGUUGUUGCACAACCGUGACCUUCUGGACCACGUCUCUACACUCAUUACUCGCAUCCAGGAGUUAGAGAUGAAAGUCAAUGGCAUUUCCUCAUCCUCUGAUGUUCUCUUCCAGACUCCGCCGCAGGUGAGUCAUAAGAUCCCAGUUUUACCUGAUCCCACCACACCUCAGUCAGGCCCCGUGUAUCUCCCAGAAAUAUUCCGGACAGCGCCAUGUUUUGAGAACACAAAGACAGAUCUGGACACUGACUCCCCAGAUAGCGGCCACAAGGAAAUGUCCAGUGACAGUCUGUCAUGUAACCUGGCACAAAAUGAAAACCUUUCCUGGCAUUCGACGACUGUGAACAAUGGUAGUGGAACGAGUCAAGUGUCCAGUAAGGUGCUGUCAUCAGCAGAGUGUUCGCUGAAUGGUUUUUCACACCUCAGGCUCAAGGGAGACGACUGCAUAGCUCUCAGUUCGGGACGCCUGCUGGCUUGCCGAGCAGCACCUAUAAUCCUUUCUCUUAUUCUGGACCAAUCAGCAUCAAGCAAUAAUAACGACUUGGCCAAUUAUAACACACCUUUGAAUGCACAAGGCGGGAAAGAAGAUAAAGUUAAAAUCAUUACUCCAUUGCCGCCCCAAGAUGCCAGUGGGAACAGAAUUGAUCUUAACAUUCAUAACCGGACACCGAAAAUUGAACCUCCUCCAAAAAUCAAGCGUUCUGUUCGUCCAGUUCAUAUGAACCUUAGCAACAGCAAUGAAAAGACUGGCAUCCAUGAUGCAAAACGCGAAACAUUGCAAGUGACAGUGAUUACUAUUCCACCUACGCAGGAAAGCACGAGUUUCAGCGUCCAUUCGGAACUCCACCCCCGGUUUCGUGGGUCAGUUUUGUGUCGUGAGUUUGCACAUGGCAGAGAAAUGGUCCGUGCUCAGAACCAGAGCUUGAACAUCUUGCGAGAACAAAAUCCUAGUUUAGCGCAAAAGAGAGAUGCAAUGCAGGUAAACGAUUUAAGCGUGCAGCCGGGUAAAAAUUCAGUGAAAAACGUUAUGGAAACUAGAUUACAUAUUACGAGUCCGUCAGACGACGAAAAUACCGAAAACUCUGAGGAUUUGGGGUACCGUUGGCAUCCUUUGGCCUCGCCGAUUAGAUUCAAUGACUUUCGAUGA
Molecule: messenger RNA, 2604 nt
Organism: Liolophura sinensis
Lineage: Eukaryota; Metazoa; Mollusca; Polyplacophora; Chitonida; Chitonidae
Product: carboxyl-terminal PDZ ligand of neuronal nitric oxide synthase protein-like
Molecular function (GO): nitric-oxide synthase binding
Source: RefSeq, a predicted model, not a curated record